AUGCCUUACACACCACCCUCCCACCACCGAUCGCCAGCAAGCUCAGCACCGUCAUCGCCCGACGUGAGCAGACGUUCCUCCUUCCAGUCCAGCCCCAGACCUUCACUACCAAGGUCAGCAUCAUACCUCACCAAGCACAGGAGAACGCCGGCAGCGGCAGCAGGUGGUCCCACAACAAAUGGCAACUCAGACCAACCUACACCACCAGGAACGUCGGACGAUUUGAAGGGCAUGGCCACCAACAGCAGCAGUGUGAGGCAAUCACCGCCGCCAUUGACAGACGAGCGAGGCAUGCCCAAGGGCGCCAUCAUCUCACCACCCGACUCGGGAAGCGAAGAGGAGGACGUCGCAGAGCGCGGAAGGCAGAUUGACAAUCUUAAGGAGCUUCAGGACAUCAUCAGCCAAAUACCCGUUAAGAGGGAAGCCUCCCCGACCAGUUCCAAGCUCGACCAACCCGCAUUAUCUCUCAUCACCAAGGAAGACCUCCCCAAGGAAGGUUUGCCUACCAGCUUUAGUACCAGCGCCCUGGACGCCCUCGCUCAGACGGUCGCCCGCCGCGUCAACCAUGUGAGAUCCAGUACCGAGCCCAGAAUAGUAAUGGAGUCGGCUUCCAUCACUGGCUCAGAAUCCGAUUCGGACGGUAACAACUUCGAGAACAAGCCGCCAAUGGUACGCAAGAAGUCUGGAGAGCUCGUCAGACCCGCACUCCGCCCCGCCUCUGCUCGCAGGCGGCCAUCCAGCAUGCCUGGCACCCCGACCUUUUCCAAGGCCGUUCAUUUCGACUCACACCUCGAACAUGUCCGCCAUUUCCUUCAGGUUGAUCGGCCGCUCGCUGUCAGUGCCGGAUCCUCGCCGGUCGAUGCCUACGACAGUGAUACCGAGUACCCCUUCCCUGGAGAAGAACGCCAGAACGCUCGCACUCCACCGUUCGAGUGGGAGAUCGUCACGGCAAACCACCCCGCCGAUACCCCCAUCCGCAAGUCCCUGCCUGUCCGCCUCGAGAGAGUCUGGUUGUCACCCGACCAAAAGAACUUGUUGGGCUCUGUUGCAGUUGCCAACCUAGCAUUCCAGAAAUACGUUACGUGCAGAUUCACUCUGGACUACUGGAAGACAACCUCGGAGGUCGGUGCCGAAUACUCACAUGAGGUUCGCGCUCAGGACGACCACGUCGCUCAGGACCGAUUCACGUUCAGCAUCAAGCUCUCCGACCUGGCUAACCUCGAGACGAAGACGCUAUUCUUCUGCAUCAAGUACAACGUCAAUGGCCAGGAGUACUGGGACAACAACAACAACGGCACCAACUUCCAGGUCGACUUCCGCAAGAAGCAUUUGCCCCAGAACGGCAAGCGAGGCCUGCAGGGCGCUGCUGGCCGCCCGGCGCUCCCCCGUAGCAACCGCCGCUCGAGCCCUUCGUCGGCGCCUCGGCCUAAAUCCAUGCCUGUCGGCUUCGACGAUUUCGGCAACCAGUCCAAGCUGAACUUUGACCAGCCCAUCCACGAGUACUUGGGCGAGUCAGGCCCGACUGCUGGACUUCGCCUCAAGAUCAACAAGUCUACCGGCAACCUGGCUAGCGAUAACCUCUCGAGUCGACUGACUGCCCCCAGUGGACAAGCCUUCUCCAACCGCUACGACUUUGGUGCCUCCCUCACCGCUGCUGUCCAGGCUGCAAAGGACACUAUUGGCAAGGACCGCAACCAGGAUGGUCUCUAUAUGAAGAGCCAUCGCAAGAUUCACGUUCCUGCGCAACAGCCCCAGCAGGCGAAGCCGGCCCCUGCCGUUACCGCUCCCCCUGUUUCAAAGCCGGUUGUGAAGCAGCCUACCGUCCCUGGCACCGACUCUCCCAACCCUUCUCUUGCCUCGUCAUCAUACGAGGAAUUGGUCAACAAAUACUGCUUUUUCGGCUCCAAGCAGUCCAGUCCUCAGAUUAAGGAUGGCACGUUGAGAAACGGCAAGUUCGACGGAGCUGACGAUGUUUUCGCGACCCGUGGAUCCAACAGCACCAGCUCGAGCUCCAACGGCAGCCCCAGCAUGGCUCACCAAGCGCAACACGCCGGACCCGCACAACACCACGCCUUCCACCUCCGCGACUCCAACCCUUACUUUCAGCACCUAGGGUCUUACGGUGCAUCACCAGCCUCAUCUCCACUCAGUCAACCUUUGCAAAGCGAACGACCCGCAAACCAACGUCCGAGUCAGGCUACCACCCCAGCAAUAAUGAGGUCCGCUUCCCCCUCGACCUCGGUGGGUGGCUUCCCUUUCGCCGGUACGUCGCCAAAUGAAUUUCCGUACGCCCAGCAACUGCAGGAGCGCUUUCCAUUCAAUACCGAGACUCAUGCGGCAACAGCAAUUAGGGGUUAA
Molecule: messenger RNA, 2358 nt
Organism: Colletotrichum lupini
Lineage: Eukaryota; Fungi; Ascomycota; Sordariomycetes; Glomerellales; Glomerellaceae
Exons: 2
Coding region: 1-2358 (785 amino acids)
Biological process (GO): regulation of glycogen biosynthetic process
Cellular component (GO): protein phosphatase type 1 complex
Molecular function (GO): glycogen binding; protein phosphatase 1 binding
Source: RefSeq, a predicted model, not a curated record